AUGCCCACAGCAAACCUGAUUGCGACAUUCCCUCAACCAUACAAUGGUCAAGUGUCCUUCAAGAUCAGUCGAGGUAUAAUCAAAGUGACCGGCUCCAUCACCGGUUUGCCACCCAAUUCUUUCUUGGGUGCACAUAUUCAUGAAAACGGGGAUCUUGGAAACCGCUGUUUGAAUGCCGGAGGCCACUACAAUCCAUUUGGAAUGUCACAUGGUGGACCAAAGGGAACUCCUCGGCAUCCUGGCGAUUUCGGUAACCUACAAACCGAUGAAAAUGGUGUGGCAAAGGUGGAUCUGACGAUUUGCUGUUCGCGACUGACGAACAAUUUUAUGUUUCUCGGGUUAGCCAUGGUUAUUCACGAGGGAACGGAUGAUCUUGGUCGGGGUGGUGAUGCGGGGAGUCUUGCUACUGGGAACUCUGGCGGCCGAAUUACUUGUGCUGUUGUCGGAUUAGCCCGUUCCAGUCGAUGA
Messenger RNA from Echinostoma caproni, 468 nucleotides. Lineage: Eukaryota; Metazoa; Platyhelminthes; Trematoda; Plagiorchiida; Echinostomatidae. The record is from the annotation of a GenBank genome assembly.